Amorphotheca resinae ATCC 22711 is the source of this 1557-nucleotide messenger RNA. RefSeq lists its product as hypothetical. Lineage: Eukaryota; Fungi; Ascomycota; Leotiomycetes; Helotiales; Amorphothecaceae. Gene Ontology annotation, molecular function: RNA binding. The coding region runs from base 1 to 1557 and encodes 518 amino acids. The record is from RefSeq and is a predicted model, not a curated record. The transcript is spliced from 3 exons.
AUGGGAAAGACCAAGGAACCCAAGACUGGAAGCAAAUCCAAGUCUGAGGUCAAAUCUCUCUCAGCUGUCAAAAACGCGUCGGUGACUAAACCUUCUCAGACUCCCAAUGCCAAGUCCAAGGCGAUCGCCAAGGAGACUGCCUCCAAGGUCAGCGCGAAGAGCAAGCCUGUCAAGAAGGCCCCUACUCCUUCAUCCGACUCGGAAUCCAGCGAGAGCGAAUCUGGAUCCGACUCUUCAUCUGAGACCGAGGUUAAGGUUACAAAGCCUGCCAACGGAAAGGCCGAUGCAAAGGCCAAUGGCAAGACCAACGGCGCCGCCAAGAAAGAGGUAGAUACCUCUGAAUCCUCGAGCGAAAGCUCGUCCUCCAGCGAGAGCGAAAGCGAAAGCGAGAGCGAGAGUGACAGUGAUGAAGAGAUGGAAGAUGCUGAUUCUAAAAAGCCCGCACCUGCGUCUGACUCCGACUCCGACUCCUCCGACAGCGACUCAGAGAGCGAAGAAGAAGCUGCUCCUGCCAAGAAGGUGAACGGUGCUGCUAAGGCAGCUGCUAAGGCCACUAAGGAAUCCGAUGAUGAGGAAGACUCUGACUCCGACUCCGACUCCGACUCUUCUAGCGCGGACGAGAAGGCUGCUGAGGCAUCCAAGGAUGACGAUAGCAGCGAGGGUAGCGACUCCGAGAGUGACUCCAGCAGUGACAGCGAUAGCGAGGAGAAAGCCGAAGAGCCGUCCAAGAAGCGCAAGGCCGACGCAGAGCCCGAAGCUCCCACCAAGAAGGCCAAGGUCGAGACCAACGGCGAGGGCGAAGGUGUUAAGAAUCUGUUUGUCGGUAACUUGAGCUGGAACGUUGAUGACGAGUGGCUGUACCGCGAGUUCGAGGAGUUCGGUGAGCUUACCGGCGCUCGUGUCGUGACUGACAGGGAGUCCGGCCGCUCCAAGGGUUUCGGAUAUGUUGAGUUUGCCAACGCUGCUGAUGCAGCUAAGGCUCUUGCCGCCAAGAAGGAGAGUGAGAUUGAUGGCCGUGUCCCCAACAUCGACUUUGCUACUCCCCGUGACAACGCCGCACCAAAGGAACGUGCCAACAACCGUGCGAAGCAGUUCGGUGACUCCAACAACCCACCUUCUGAUACUCUCUUUGUUGGCAACCUUGCCUUCGAGGCUGACGAGAACAUGGUUGGCGAGGCAUUUGGCGCCCAUGCUAGCGUCUUGAACAUUAGACUCCCAACUGACCAGGAGACUGGUAACCCCAAGGGCUUUGGUUACAUUACCUUUGCCUCCGUUGACGAUGCUAAGGCCGCAUACGAUGCCAUGCUUGGUGCUGAGAUUGGUGGCCGGACUGUCAGACUCGACUACGCUACACCCCGUGAUAACAGCGGUGGUGGACGCGGAGGCCGUGGCGGACGUGGAGGCUUUAAUGACCGUGGACGAGGAGGCCGUGGUGGACGUGGCGGAUUCAAUGACCGAGGACGUGGAGGUCGCGGAGGUGGUCGUGGUGGCCGUGGAGGCAGCACCAACCGUGGGGGCUUUGGAGAUUUCCAAGGCAAGAAGCAGACUUUCGAAUAA